Messenger RNA from Acanthosepion pharaonis, 663 nucleotides. NCBI's taxonomy places the organism in Eukaryota, Metazoa, Mollusca, Cephalopoda, Sepiida, Sepiidae. The record is from the annotation of a GenBank genome assembly.
AUGCACUCACAGGCAUUUGCAAAUGUCCAUAACUCGCAAGUAAAGGUCAAAGAAUUCGUUCCCAAGUUAUCUUCGCGUUUUACCAAAUCAGCUACUACUACUACUACUACUACUACUACUUCUUCUUCUUCUUCUUCUUCUUCUUCUUCUUCUUCUUCUUCUUCUUGUAGUUGUUUGUUCACCAAAUCUUCUUCUACUCCUCCUCCUCCUCCUUCAUCUUCUUCUUCUUCUUCUUUUUUAACCAAAUCUUCUACUUCUUCCUCUGCUACUCCCCCUCCUUUCUCUUCUUCUUCUUCUUCUGCUACUCUUCCUCCUCCUUCUCCUCCUCCUUCUUCUUCUUUUAAUUUCUUUCUUUAUAGUCUUUUGUUCACUCUUUUUCACCCUCUUUCCAUUUUUCUCUCACUCUAUCUCUCUCUCUAUCUAUCUGUCUAUCUAUCUUUAUUCUUUCAUUCAUUUUAUCUAUCUAUCUAUCUAUCUAUCUAUCUAUCUAUCUAUCUAUCUAUCUAUCUAUCUAUCUAUCUCAAGGACACGCGCACACAGUCUCUCUAUCCUUAUUUCCCCUCACAUUCUGUCUUCCUUCUCUCUACAUCUCUAUUUAUUUCUCUGUACCCCACUCCUCAUUUCCUGAAUGAUGCGCGCCAUUUUCCCUACAAUAUAACAUAG